Aspergillus bombycis is the source of this 717-nucleotide messenger RNA. RefSeq lists its product as uncharacterized. NCBI's taxonomy places the organism in Eukaryota, Fungi, Ascomycota, Eurotiomycetes, Eurotiales, Aspergillaceae. The coding region runs from base 1 to 717 and encodes 238 amino acids. The record is from RefSeq and is a predicted model, not a curated record. The transcript is spliced from 2 exons.
AUGCCACAAGGCUGGAUACGACGGCGACAAACGUCGGCCCGCUCACUACACGGUUUACUCCCCCAGCUUCCUGUUCUGAUGUUCGCACAAGGACAUUCUAUGAUCUCUACCCCAGGCUCGAAAUGGGCUGUGAAGGACCCGGAGGCAACGAAUGUUGCCCCCCAAAUUGGCGAGAUGAUGUUUAUUACAGCCCUGGGAUGUGCCCGGCAGGAUACCAGACUUGCACAUUGCCAACAUCCAAACAACGCAUUGAGACAACAGCCAUGUGCUGCCCGGAGCCACUGUACUCGCCCGCUGAACACAAGAAUUCCUCUUACCAUGAGCGGCGCCACACAUACCACCACUCGAACCGCAUACGCCAUCACGGCAACCCCGAUCCAAAUCCGCUUUAGAGCUGCCGAAUCGACGGUUGUACCAAUCCCGACUGCGUCCUUACGGCUUCCGAGGGGAUAUCUGUACAAGCGCGAGAAGGUGGGUAUCGGUAUUGGAGUUUCGGCUGCCGUUAUUGGAUUCGCGAUCGGUAUAUACUUCUGCUGCUGCUCCGGCAGGAAACAACAAAAGGCUAGGGUGCCAACAACUCCGUUGGGGAAUUAUUCUACCAUCGAUACUCCUGAUGUUCCCCCGCCUGCUUAUCCGGGGCGGGAUGAUGGUUUGGGCACGGGCCCGUCCGUUCCAGGUGGCAGCCCUGAGGACUGGCACCAGGGGGGACGAAAGUAG